AGGCAGCGCGGUUGGCGGCGGUGCCAGCGCAGCUGGUGGUGGGCGUGAUAGAGGAGGCGCGGCGGCGCCAGCAGGCGGCGGAUGAGGCGCUGCUGGAGGAGCGCCUCAGGCUCGCGCAGGGGGAGCACGAACGCGCAGUGCUGGAGCUGCAGCAGCGCAUACAGGGCACAGAGGCGCGCGUGGAGGUGCUGAGGGCAGCGCGGGAGAGGGAGAGGAAGCAGCUGCAGGCGGAGGCAGAGUGCGUCAAGCAGGACUUGAGUGCCCGCCACGAGAGGGCCAUGCAGGACAAGGAGGAAGAAGGAGCAGCGAUGGCAGCAGAGGCGGGGGUGGUGGCGGAGGCGAGAGCAGUGGCAGGCAUGGCUGCUGCAGAGGCGCAGCACACACACGAGGUGGAGCGACUCAAGCUGCAGCUGGCAGCUCUGCACGAGGCCUUUCGCACGCGGUCAGAGGAGGAGAGGAAGCGACACGCCGGGCACUCCCUUGCCAUGCUGUGCUUUGCUCUAGAAGACGCUGCUUUGAACGGCACCCCUCUCGCCGUGCCGCCCACAUGCCUCCAACCCGCCUCCCUCCCCCUCUCACACUCCACCCAACAAGCCACUGAUGCACCCACAACAAGUGAUAGCUUCACCAGCACCAGCAGCAGCGCAGAUGAACACGCACACGCAGGAGUGGUGGCAGCAGAGGCACCAGCAGCAGAUGCUCUCGUGGAUGCUGUGUUGGCCUCGCUGCCGCCCCCUGCUGCUGACCACGGCGUGCCCACGCCAGCUCAGCUGCGGCAGCAGCUGACUGCGUUGCGACUGUCGCUGAGUCAGCUGGGGCUCAUGCCACCUCAGGGCGCGGGGGUGGUGGCUCAUGCCUUGGCGUUUCUGGCAGCGAUGAUCAAGCUGCCUGAAACGGGCACAGAGCUGCCGGGAGGAGGGGUGGAGGCAGCAGUGGCUCGGGCCGAAGCUCUGAUGCAGGCUGGGCAGCUGCAGGCAGCGGCAGAGGCAUUGGAGGGGGCGCUUGCAGGGACUAAGGCGGAGGAGUUGGGUGGGGAGUGGGCGCAGAAGGCCAGGGAUAGAGCGGUGCUGGAGCAAGCCGUUGCUGUGAUGCGUGCUCAUGCUGCCACUGUGGCUCUCUCGCUUUCCUGA
Messenger RNA from Closterium sp. Naga37s-1, 1130 nucleotides. Lineage: Eukaryota; Viridiplantae; Streptophyta; Zygnematophyceae; Desmidiales; Closteriaceae. The record is from the annotation of a GenBank genome assembly.